AUGGCUUCUUCCAUGGCUUUGAGGAGAUUGGCCACUGGCUCCUCGUUUUCGAGGUUGGCUAGCAACCAGGCCCGAGCAUUCUCCACGACGCGACCGGUCUCCCGCGUUAUCUCCAACGGUCCUCUGCGUGCAAAGGAGGCGUCACCCUUUGUGAGCAACAAGUAUCCUGUCAUCGACCACGAGUACGAUGCUCUCGUUGUCGGUGCCGGUGGUGCCGGUCUUCGCGCUGCCUUCGGUCUGGCCGAGGCUGGCUUCAACACAGCCUGUAUCUCCAAGCUCUUCCCCACACGAUCCCACACAGUCGCUGCCCAGGGUGGCAUCAACGCCGCGCUUGGUAACAUGCACGAGGACGACUGGAGGUGGCACAUGUACGACACCGUCAAGGGCUCCGACUGGCUUGGUGACCAGGACGCCAUCCACUACAUGACCCGCGAGGCUCCCCAGUCGAUUGUCGAGCUCGAGAACUACGGCUGCCCCUUCUCCCGCACGGAAGAUGGCAAGAUCUACCAGCGUGCUUUUGGUGGUCAGUCGCAAAAGUACGGCAAGGGUGGCCAGGCGUACCGAUGCUGCGCUGCCGCUGACCGAACUGGCCACGCUCUCCUCCACACACUCUACGGCCAGUCUCUGCGCCACAACACAAACUACUUUAUCGAGUACUUUGCUCUCGACCUGAUCAUGCAGGACGGCGAGUGCCGUGGUGUGCUCGCCUACAACCAGGAGGACGGUACCCUGCACCGCUUCCUCGCCAACCACACUGUCCUGGCCACUGGUGGUUACGGACGUGCCUACUUCUCGUGCACUUCCGCCCACACCUGCACUGGUGACGGUAUGGCCAUGGUCGCCCGUGCUGGACUUCCCAACCAGGAUCUCGAGUUCGUCCAGUUCCACCCUACCGGCAUCUACGGCGCUGGCUGCCUGAUCACCGAGGGCUCUCGUGGUGAGGGUGGUUACCUGCUCAACUCGGAGGGUGAGCGUUUCAUGGAGCGAUACGCCCCUACCGCCAAGGAUCUUGCCUCCCGUGACGUGGUCUCCCGAUCGAUGACCAUGGAGAUCCGCGACGGCCGCGGUGUUGGCGCCGAGAAGGACCACAUCUACCUCCAGCUCAGCCACUUGCCUGCCGAGGUCCUGGCCGAGCGUCUGCCCGGUAUCUCUGAGACCGCUGGCAUCUUUGCCGGUGUCGAUGUCCGCAAGGAGCCCAUUCCUGUCCUGCCCACCGUCCACUACAAUAUGGGCGGUAUCCCCACUCGCUACACUGGAGAGGUUCUCACUGUUGACGAGCAGGGCAAUGACAAGGUUGUUCCCGGCCUGUUCGCCUGCGGUGAAGCUGCUUGCGUGUCCGUUCACGGUGCUAACCGCCUGGGCGCCAACUCUCUGCUCGAUCUUGUCGUAUUUGGUCGUGCCGUUUCGCACACCAUCCGCGACAACUUCACCCCUGGCGAGAAGCUGAAGCCCACUGCCGCCGACGCCGGUGCCGAGCACAUUGAGGUCCUCGACAAGGUCCGCACCUCCGAGGGCCCCAAGUCCACCGCCGAAGUCCGCCUGUCCAUGCAGAAGGCCAUGCAGACCGAUGUCUCCGUCUUCCGUACCCAGGAGAGCUUGGACGAGGGUGUCCGCAAGAUGCAGGAGAUUGACUCACAGUUUGCCGACGUCGGCAUCAAGGACCGCAGCAUGAUCUGGAACUCGGAUCUUGUCGAGACCCUCGAGCUGCGUAACCUGCUCACCUGCGCUACCCAAACCGCCCAGGCCGCCGCCAACCGCAAGGAGUCCCGUGGAGCCCACGCCCGCGAGGACUUCCCCGAGCGUGACGACGAGGAAUGGAUGAAGCACACCCUGACCUUCCAGAAGCAGCCCCACGGCAAGGUCGACAUUGGCUACCGCAACGUCAUCGCCACCACCCUGGACGAGAGCGAGUGCAAGCCCGUGCCUCCUUUCAAGCGUACAUACUAA
Messenger RNA from Emericellopsis cladophorae, 1947 nucleotides. RefSeq names its product succinate dehydrogenase subunit. The record is from RefSeq and is a predicted model, not a curated record. Bases 1 to 1947 code for a protein of 648 amino acids. NCBI's taxonomy places the organism in Eukaryota, Fungi, Ascomycota, Sordariomycetes, Hypocreales, Bionectriaceae. Gene Ontology annotation, molecular function: electron transfer activity; flavin adenine dinucleotide binding; succinate dehydrogenase (quinone) activity. Gene Ontology annotation, biological process: tricarboxylic acid cycle; mitochondrial electron transport, succinate to ubiquinone. The transcript is spliced from 5 exons.